AUGUAUUUCAGGUCCCUCAAACCCGCGGCUGCAGCCGUGGCCGCCGUUGCUGCUAUCGCCCCUAAAGACUUGAAAAUCGAUGAUCCGACUUCUAUCAAAGGCGUAGCCAAGACCAUUGCCGCGGGCGCCAUGUCCUACUACUCCGGUACCCCUGACAAGUUUGUCGACCUCCCACAGCCCCACUACUGGUGGCAGGCCGGCGCCCUGAUGGGCAGCAUGCUGGACUACUCGCAUUACACCGGCGACACGAGCUACGACAAGCUUAUCUCGAGGGCUCUCUUGGACCAGGUUGGACCCGAGUUCAACUAUAUGCUGCCGUCACACUUUGGUCAGGAAGGGAACGACGACCAAGCCUUCUGGGGAUUCGCCGUCAUGUCAGCAGCCGAGAGGAACUUCCCGCACCCGGAUGAGAAUGUGCCCUCAUGGUUGCAGCUGGGCGAGAACCUGUGGAACUCGCUUGCUUCGAGGUGGAACACGACGGACUGCAACGGUGGUCUCCUGUGGCAGAUCUUUGCCUCCAACCCGAACGGGCUGGAUUACAAGAACACGGUCAGCAACGGAGGCUUCUUCCAGAUCUCGGCUCGCCUCGCUCGUGCCACUGGCAACAACACCUACCUGGAAUGGGCCGAAAGGGUGUGGGACUGGACCGAAGGGGUGGCCAUGAUCGACAAGUACUACAACGUGCACGACGGUGCGAGCGCCAGCAACAAUUGCAGCGACAUCAACCCCGUUACCUUCUCCUACAGCGCCGCCAUCUAUCUAUACGGAGCGGCCGUGCUGGCCGAUCACACCGGCGACCAGAAAUGGGCGAAACGCACCGAGGGCAUCCUUCAGGCCGCUGGGUCCUUCUUCACCCCAUUCUCCAACGCCACCAACAUCAUGUACGAGCAUGCUUGCGAACAGGUCUACUCGUGCAACGUCGACAUGCGCAGUUUUAAGGGCUACUUCUCUCGCUUCGUCUACGCCGCGAGCCUGUACGUCCCGACGAUCCAGUCCACCAUCGACGAGAAGUGGCACACCACAGCGCUGGCGGCCGCCAAGGCGUGCUCGGGUGGUGACCAGGGCACGACGUGCGGGCAGAAGUGGUAUGUUGGCGGGUUUGACGGGCUCGCUGGGCUGGGCGAGGAGAUGUGUGCUCUUGAGACCAUCCAGGGGCUACUCGUGGGCGAUGCUCCGGCCCCGUUGAAGGGAAAGGACAUCAAAACUGUCCGCACUUUUGCGUAA
Molecule: messenger RNA, 1224 nt
Organism: Dichotomopilus funicola
Lineage: Eukaryota; Fungi; Ascomycota; Sordariomycetes; Sordariales; Chaetomiaceae
Product: mannan endo-1,6-alpha-mannosidase
Exons: 2
Coding region: 1-1224 (407 amino acids)
Biological process (GO): fungal-type cell wall biogenesis; carbohydrate catabolic process
Molecular function (GO): mannan endo-1,6-alpha-mannosidase activity
Source: RefSeq, a predicted model, not a curated record